CACACAUACACACACUCACACACACACACACAAACACACUUCUUCAGACUAGCCGUCACUUCAAACACUCCAGAGAAGCUACCGCGACCAACACACAGACACACACUCAGACUCGCGCAUCUGGACCAGAAGCCUGCUCGGUGCCCUUUGGUGUGUGAAGAUGAAGAGCCCUCGAACCCUCCUCACCGCCCUGCCUCUCUGGAUGUGCUUCGGACAAGCAGCGGCCAUCUCUGAGCCCCAGAUCUGCUACAUUCUGGACAGCAUCCUCUUCCUCUACGGCCUCACCCUCACCAUACUGUACUGCAGACUCAAGUGGAUGCAGCAGAACGAGACCGUCUAUCCUGUGAAGAAGGAGUCGGAGAACAUCUAUCAGCCUCUUACUGCAGAUGGGGUCGCCGGCUGGCCUAUUCACUAUUUGCUGAAAAUACUCAACUACAUCAUAACAACAUCGGGUCUGGGCACGCGCAAUGAGGACACCUACGAAACCAUCCAGAUGAAGAAAGGAGUGCAUUAGAUACUGCUGAGGGGGAUGGAGAAGGAGAGAUGGAGAGAGGGAUGGGGGCAUGGGGGAGAGAGAGGAGACGAGAGGAAGAUGGCCAGAGGACAAAAGAGAGGAGAGGGAGAUAGAUAGAAAGGCCGGUAUAGAUGGGAUGGGAAGGAUGGAGGGGGAAGAGAGAGAGGGAGGGAGAGGGGGAGAUAGGGGCAGGGGGAGAGGGAGAGAUUUUUUUUUCAUCCAGCUUUAAAAAAUUGCCUAUCCUUUUUUUCUUACAUACAUUAGAUGUUGAAUAGAACAAUGUUGUUAGUGUGUGUAUGCGCGUGCAUGUAUGUUUGUAUGUGUGUCAGUGUGAGUAUUUAUGAGGUAGGUCCCAUUUGAAGAGGUCAGAUGUUGAGGUGUGUGUGUGUGUGUGUGUGUGUGUGUGUGUGUGUGUGUGUGUGUGUGUGUGUGUGUGUGUGUGUGUGUGUGUGUGUGUGUGUGUGUGUGUGUGUGUGUGUGUGUGUGUGUGUGUGUGUGUGUGUGAGAGAGAGCGAUCAUUUAAUAUAUAAACAAAAUGACUUAUUUCAUCCUUUUUUUCGUGGAAUUGAGAGUUUAUAUUGCAUCAUUAACAUCACUGCUUAUGAAUUACGUGUACAUGACUGUAAUCUUAACAACCCUGUAAACUUCUGAAAUAUUAUCUGCCAUGUUUGAUUCUUAUAUGUUUGAUGAUUUGAUAUUUUUCAAAAUAAACAAAUUCUGAAAU
Messenger RNA from Engraulis encrasicolus (European anchovy), 1238 nucleotides. RefSeq names its product Fc epsilon receptor IgFc epsilon receptor Ig (gene fcer1g). The record is from RefSeq and is a predicted model, not a curated record. Gene Ontology annotation, biological process: cell surface receptor signaling pathway. Lineage: Eukaryota; Metazoa; Chordata; Actinopteri; Clupeiformes; Engraulidae. Gene Ontology annotation, cellular component: membrane; Fc-epsilon receptor I complex. The transcript is spliced from 6 exons. Gene Ontology annotation, molecular function: IgE receptor activity. The coding region runs from base 161 to 514 and encodes 117 amino acids.